Molecule: messenger RNA, 2118 nt
Organism: Rotaria sp. Silwood2
Lineage: Eukaryota; Metazoa; Rotifera; Eurotatoria; Philodinida; Philodinidae
Source: the annotation of a GenBank genome assembly
AUGUCAAUGCAAAAACUUACUAAAGAAUUAGAGAAACUUUUUAUUCCAACGUAUUCAGAAUCGACCAUUACUGAACGACUUGAUAAUCUUAUCAAACGAUAUGGUGUUCUACAGGUUGAAGCAUGGAGAAAUAUGUCCGAUGGUACAAAAAAUACAUUAUUACAUGAACUUGUUCAGAGACAGUAUUUUGAUGUCAUUCGAUAUAUUGUUCCGAAAUUUAAUUUAAAUAUAUCAAUUACACGAGAAACAGAUAAUGUUACUCCUUUUGAACUAGCUCAUUCUCUACAAGAUUGGAGAAUGUGUAAUCUUUUGUUAGAAUUUGGAAAUGAUAAAACAUCUACAGAUACAUAUGAUCAUUAUGCUAUGAAAAAACAAAAAGAGAAAAUGAUGAAUAUUGUUUGGAUGGAUUUAGAAUUUACAUCAUUUGAUAAUCCAGAAAUUUUAGAAUGUGCUGUUAUUAUUACAGACAAAGAUCUUAAUGAAUUAGAAAGAAAGGCAUGGAUUGUUCAUUUUGAGAAAGAAAUUCUCGAUGGACUCGGUGAAUGGCAUCAAAAUGCAUUUAAAGAUCGUAAUGAUGGUGGAAAUGGAUUAUUUACUGAUGUUAUUGCUUCAAACAUAACAAAAGAACAAAUGGAACAAGAAUUAUUAGAUUUACUCAAACGUCAUUGUCCAGAAAAAGCAUGUCCGUUAGCUGGUAGUUCAAUUCAUGUCGAUCGAGAAGUUAUGAAAACACAAAUGCCUACUGUUCUCAGUUAUUUACAUUAUCGUGUUAUUGAUGUUAGUUCAUUUAAUGAAAUGAUGAAAAGAUGGGCACCAGCGACAGCAUCACGGUUUGUAAAAGAAAUAGCAGCUAAUGGAAGAGUUGAAGUCAGUCAUAGAGCAAUGGAUGAUAUCGAAUGGUCUAUUGAACUUAUGCAAAUGUUUCGACCAUUAUUAACAGCACGAAGUAAAAUAAAUGAAUUUGGUACAGGCGAUCGAAAUCGUCCUACAUCAGAAAGAUCUAUUAUACAAAAGAAUAAAUUACCAUUGAUUAUAUCGAAUAUUGAUCGAUCAAUAUUAUAUAGUGAUGAAAAAUACUUAAUGAAACGAUUAAUGUAUGAACGAGAAUUUGAUGUAUAUAGUUUAACAUUAAAUAAUAAUGAUCAACAUUUAUAUGAUCAAAAUCCACAUUUAAGAGAAGUUUUUAUUAAUCGUCAAGAACUUUUGAUUUAUCAUGGAGAGUUUACCGAUAAAAAUCGUUUACUCGAUCUAUCUCCAAAUGAAUAUACGAUUACGAAAUCAAGUGUAGAAGAAUUGAAUACGACCGAAUAUUGGGGACAACGAAAAUUACUCUUAUCAGAAAUAGAAUUUUUAACAAGUUAUGCUACAGACGAUAAUUGUUUGGUUGUCUAUACUGGUGCUGCGCCUAGAACACAUUUAGAUUACUUGAGUUCAUUGUUUCCUGAACUUGAAUUUGUUCUCAUUGAUAUAGAACCAUUUGUUGCAUUUAAAAGUGAUAAAAUAAAAAUUCAAUCCGAAUGUUUUACAGAAGAUUUGGCAAAAACAUUUUCAGAAAAAAAUAAAAAUAUUUUGUUUAUUUGUGACAUUCGUACUUUCAGUAGUCAUAAUAAUAUCGCCGAAGAUAUACAUACAGAUAUUUCUAAUCAAAUCAUAUGGCAUUCGACAAUAGAUCCUCACGCUUCUUUACUAACAUUUCGUCUGCCAAAUGUAUCGGAUACAAUUUUAUUUUUCGAAGGCCAUUUGCUAUUGGAUACAUGGACAUCAAGACGAAGUAUGGAGUGUCGUUUAAUCGUUGAAAAAAAUGCACAAAUGAAAACAUAUGAUAAUGUAGAUUUUAAAAGAGCUAUGAAUAAUUUUCAAAAUAUAACGAGAACAAUGUAUUAUGAACAUGAUUUGGAUACUGUGGAAACGGAAGGACUCGAUCAUUGUUAUGAUUGUCGAGCAGAAAUAUUUAUUUUACAAAAAUAUCUCAACAAAACGAAGAUGUUUACUGAUGAAAGAGAAUUAAAAAAGAAAAUUGCUGAAUUAUCUUAUAAUAUAUCAAGAAAUAUUGGUGAAAAAAAUAGACAACCAAUUAUAAAUGGUGUACGAACAUUAAAUGUUAUUCGAAAAAGGUAA